Molecule: messenger RNA, 1633 nt
Organism: Neltuma alba
Lineage: Eukaryota; Viridiplantae; Streptophyta; Magnoliopsida; Fabales; Fabaceae
Product: ALA-interacting subunit 3
Exons: 8
Coding region: 239-1276 (345 amino acids)
Cellular component (GO): plasma membrane; Golgi apparatus; endoplasmic reticulum
Source: RefSeq, a predicted model, not a curated record
CUCUCCUCAGAGAGGGAGGGAGGGUGGUGAUUGGCUGGCCUUUGUAAUCUUCAUUUAUCAUUUCUUUGUAAAACCCGAAUCCCCAAGAGAGGGCUCUUCACCAUAGUCUCAUAUUUGCUCCCAUCACAAUUGCAUUUUCUGUUUACCCAUCCCCACAUUCCGAGGGGUUUCCAUCCCCAUCUGUUUGUUGUUUCGGCGUUGAGAAAAAGGAGAAGCCUUUGAAUUUUUGGGUUUGGAUAUGGCAUCGACAGGUUCUGGAAGUGCUGGAUCCACUGAUGCAGCAAUUGGCAGAAAACAUACCAAGAGACCCAAAUAUUCGAAGUUUACACAACAAGAACUUCCAGCAUGCAAGCCGAUUCUUACCCCGCGAGCGGUUAUUUCAUCAUUCUUGAUUGUCACUGUUUUCUUCAUUCCUAUCGGAUUUGCUUGCCUAUUUGCUUCAAAUGAUGUUGUUGAAAUUAUUGAUAGGUAUGACUCUGAUUGUAUACCAGAAAACUUUAAGACCAACAAAGUAGGAUACAUUCAGAGCUCUGUCGAUAAAACAUGCAAGCGGACACUAAAUGUCACAAAAAAUAUGAAGUCACCAAUAUAUGUUUACUAUCAGCUUGACAACUUCUACCAGAAUCAUCGGCGGUAUGUUAAAAGCCGAAAUGAUGAGCAGUUGAGAGAUCCCAAAAAGGGGAAUGUAACUGAAUAUUGUAAGCCUGAAGAUCUUUCCGAUGGCAGAGCCAUUGUACCAUGUGGUCUUAUAGCUUGGAGUUUGUUCAAUGAUACAUAUAACUUCUCCCGUGAAAACAAUAUUUUGGCGGUGAACAAGAAAGGCAUCUCCUGGAAGAGUGAUAGGGAACACAAAUUUGGAAAAGAUGUCUUUCCCAUAAACUUUCAGAAUGGCUCUCUUAUAGGUGGCGCGCGUCUCAAUGAAUCCAUACCUCUGAGUGAGCAAGAGGAUCUUAUUGUGUGGAUGCGAACUGCUGCUCUUCCAACUUUUAGGAAGCUGUACGGACGAAUAGAGGUUGACCUCAAGGCAGGUGACCAGAUACAUGUGACAUUGAAGAACAAUUACAACACAUACAGUUUUAAUGGAAAGAAGACGCUUGUACUGUCAACUACUACUUGGCUUGGUGGGAAGAAUAACUUUCUUGGCAUUGCAUAUCUCUCUGUUGGAGGACUGUGCUUCUUUCUGGCCAUGACUUUUACUAUCAUAUAUUUGAUGAAGCCAAGGCAACUUGGAGAUCCAUCAUAUCUGUCAUGGAAUAGGAGUCCUGGUGGGCAAUAAGCAGAGAUCCUAAUUUACUAGUUACCUUCCAAGAUUCAAGGCUUGCUUAUUUUGCUGUGUCAGGUUUUGUGUGUAUCUAUGUUGCUUAUACGUGCUGGAUUCGCUUAAGCAAUCACAUGAUAUUAUCAUCUUUUGUCUGGGUCUUCUAUGCUUCAUUAAUGUAAACAUGUGUUGCGUGUGAGAAAUAGUAUCCAGUAUUUCUGGCAGUCGUUUUCUUAUACAAACUUGAGAGAAAAAGGAGGGUUCUUGUUUCCUCUUCUGGCUCUGGUAGAUUUGUAUAGAAGGAAUAGAAAGAGUCAAGUGAGGUUUCUUGUUUCCCUUUUUUGAAAUGGAGAGACAGAUGAUUUUCCUUUCAUU